AUGGCGUUAGCAAAGAAUGCUAAUGUAGCUAGCACCGUAUCGCCUGACUAUGGCGAAACAUUUUCGUUCUCCAUUUGUUUUGAAAUAAACGUAAAGAAAUAUUGUGUGCGUCGUUGUUGCGCUGAAAGUCGGAAGAGCGCCCAGGAAAUAGUUGAGAAGAUAUUGUUAAGAAUUCAAUUUAUGUUUCGAGGGAUCGCAUUAUUUCUGUGGUUUUCGAAGGCAAUUCCUGCUUACGCGAUCUACAUGAUUUCAAUUGACGUGGAAUUGACAUGUGUUAAUCGUGCUGACGACAUGUGA
Messenger RNA from Necator americanus (New World hookworm), 297 nucleotides. RefSeq lists its product as uncharacterized. The record is from RefSeq and is a predicted model, not a curated record. Bases 1 to 297 code for a protein of 98 amino acids. The transcript is spliced from 4 exons. NCBI's taxonomy places the organism in Eukaryota, Metazoa, Nematoda, Chromadorea, Rhabditida, Ancylostomatidae.